This is a messenger RNA of Symphalangus syndactylus (siamang), 4070 nucleotides long. It is a transcript of the gene AKAIN1, whose product is annotated as A-kinase anchor inhibitor 1. The record is from RefSeq and is a predicted model, not a curated record. Lineage: Eukaryota; Metazoa; Chordata; Mammalia; Primates; Hylobatidae.
UGCAGACACAGUUUUCAGCUGGGUGAGGAUAGGGGAAGAACUGAUGUUUCUUGAUUGAUCUCAGGUCUGUUCUCAUACUUGCAGGGGGCUCUGUUGCCUCAUCCUUGUAAAGAGUGUAUGAGUUAUCUUUCCUGUGCCCUGGCCGGCUUUGCUUUUUCUAAAGUGAUGACCUUGAGGACCUUCAAGCUUAGGAGCUUUCAGAGCCGGAUUUGCCACCUGGGAGCGGAACCUGAUAGUGGCGCCCUCCUGGAGCGCUCACUCUGUCCUUCCCUCCUGCUCUCUUCCUGACGUUAGCAGAGGACUGGGACUCGCGAGAGAGGACUCAUGGACCUCCAGGACCUAUUAACUUGACAGACCCGCCCCUCUAUUCGAGCCAGCCCAACUCGGAGAACUCAGAGUCAUCCUCGAGAGUAAAGAAAGCUCUUAGAGGUUUUUUUUUUUGUUUUUUUUUUUACAAAUCUAUCUUAAAUGUCAGUCCAAUAUCCACGGGGGCGAGCCACAGCAGGUGAGAAACCUGGAAAUGAGCCUGAAGAGGUGAUGCUGCAGAAUGCCAGCAAACAGAUUGUGCAGAAUGCAAUCCUGCAAGCUGUGCAGCAAGUCUCCCAGGAGAGUCAGCACAGGGAAGAGAGAAUCAGUGACAACCGGGACCACAUCCAACUGGGCGUUGGGGAGUUAACCAAGAAGCAUGAAAAGAAGUAACAUGGUGGACUUGGCUCUUGACAUGUGCUUGGUUUCUAGCCUUCCUCUUAGUAUAGGACGCAUCACCAAAAUGUUGCCAGUAAAGCAAACGGAAGUGUCACCUGCACCUAGCUGUAGAAUGAAUUCGCACUAGCCCCUGGCUGAGAAGCACUGUUUUGAAAAAGUGCAUUAGACGAUUCUGUUCAUAUUUAUGCAGUGCCUCUGAGACAUAGUGGGGCCAAAUAUGACACUGUAAUUGCAAAAGUAGUUUUGCAGGCCAAUUUAUUUUUAAAGUUAUUUUAUUUGAAAAAAAGAAUUCUAUGUCUCGUUUAUUUCCUUCUGCCUUUUAUGCGCUCCUUCUGUGAAUUUAACAAGCAGUCUUUUUGCUGAAAUAUUGAGUACAGUACUGAGUUCUUUAUGAUAUAUUAAAAAGACAUGCUAGAAAGGUGAGGGAAUGGAGUUUUUGUUAUCUUCAAAUGUGAAAUUGAAGGCUUUAAGUGGGUUCAGGUCUAAGAUCAAAUUAAGCAAAGGGAAAUUCUGAGGCUGAGUCCCUUGGGAUCAUACCAAGGCAUUUACUAACAUUUAUGUUAUUUUAAGAAAGGGAGGAGUUUAAGCUUCUCAAGAACUCAGUCUUUUAGUCUCAAUUCUCUGAAUGAUUUCAUAAUUUGUGUUUAUGCUCUGCGUAGAAAUCUUUUGGGAAUAUUAUGGAUUUCUUUUCUCAUCUCAAGAUUAAAUAAGACAAGUGAGUCUACACAUGUGAGUUGCCAAUGACUCAAUUCCUUAGCAGCCUCAUGGAGAAUGGCUAGAAUUGUAGAUUUCUUCAACAGCUGCCUAUCACUAAGAGACUUACACUUGGGGUUGAUUAUGGGGUGCAACAUCCUUGGAAGGGAUUCUGGGGUCCUUACGAAUGCUGUUUUGCCACCAGGCUAUGCAUUUGCAUUAGGACCUUACUAACUUUUCCCAUCCACACAUUAAGAUUUUUUUUGAGAUCAUGAAAAUCAUACAGGUCAGGAAUAUAUGAGAAUACAAUGGGGACAGUAAAGUGACAGUGUUUUGAAUGCAGUGACAGAGAUAUGUGUGUGUACGUGUGUAAUAAAGGUAUCUGUGCAGCAGCAGGAUCAAUCCCUGCUCCACUUCUGUGAGGAUAAUGCACAUAUUUCUGGAGUAUCUACAGUCCCAUUUCUUGGGCUUCACAAAAGUUGUUGAAUUGCUGCUAUUGGGGACAGAGGAAGAAUUUGACCUUGGUUAAAAACCUUCUGGUUUCAGAGUAUCAAUAUCUACAUUUGAUUUUUUUUAAAGCGAAGUAUUCGGGUAUAAAUUGUGACUGAUAUUAAGAUAUACUUCUAAAAUUCCUAUAUGCUACUGUUUCUAGAAUAAAUAGUUGGAUAAUAGAUAAUGAAUGAAAAAUAUCUUACCAGCUUUGUUAUGCUAUCUCCCACAGUGCACAGGUGGAAUAAAUUCACAGGAACCAUGGAAGGAGAAGAAAGCAGAAGGGCUUAAAAUUUAAAGAUUGUUUACUCACAAGUAUUUCUUUUAGCAGAAUUCAUGCCAAGUGAAGAGUGAGUUUAAGUCGACCAAAAGUCAUAUAACUGAUGUGAUAUAAUUGCAUAGCAUACAUAGUGAGAAUGAAGGUAUUCAGGGAAAUUAUUCAGGAGUGCCACAAAUAAAAUAAAUAAAUAAAUCUAAUGCUUGUAGUUUGUAAGUGAUCUGGUACUGUGUCUACUCAGAUAUCUGGAUAUGACCAGCCUUUGUUUUUGCUGUCAAGUGACAGAAACAUAUAAACAUACUAUUUUUCCUCUCUGAUGUGUCUGUACUAAAAAAUUGGGAAUUUUUGGAAUAUCUUAUUGACCUCUGUGUCUAAAUGUUAUUUAUAAAUAAAACACAUACAGCUUUGAAAUAUUUUAAGCAAAGUUUUCUAGACUCUGCUGUUUGGCUCAUUUUGUAUGUGGAUCUUACCAUUAUUUGGCACCAUGAGGCUUCCAAGGCUAUUUUCAAACCCCUAGAUAUCAUCACCAGGGGAAGUGCUUCCUUAAUAGGCCCUUCACUGUGACUGUGUGAGGACAGCCAUGGGAUGGUGGGUCCUGAGGCUUGAAGAGAAAAGGAUGUAUGCUAAGAAGUGGACUUUUGAUCUAAAAAAUUCAAGGUAAGUGGGUCAGGAAGGUAGAGUGUCUGCCAUAAUUUUUGAGAUGGAAAAUCGACAGCAAGGAACAGAGAUAUGACUAAGUUGUUGGGAGGACAAAAGGAAGUUCAGCAACCCCUGUCCUCAAUAGGUAGGUGCCAUAUUGGCAAAAUUCUAAGAAAACUCAGUCAUAAAAAUAAACGAGUUAAAUACCUAUAAACUCUUACAGAUCUUUCAGUAUGAAGAAAAAAUUACUAGAUUUUACAAGGGGCCUACAGAACUUCAUUUGACAUAGGAUUAAGGUGGAUUUCCACUUGAUUAUUAUCAUAAACCAGAUCACAGCUUUUAGUUUCAGAAAUGAGUAGGAGCAUUUACUUAGUGUCCUUUAUCUUUCUGAUUUACUACAUACACAGGCUUCCCAUCUCUGUGUGUUCAGCUGUUCGUCUUUUCUGUUGCCUGCCCCUAGGGUGGAACUAAAGAAAGAAAUCCUUUCAUGUUACUUUGUUCUGCUGUAAUCAUCUGUUCAGUGCAAACAGUAUUGUAAAUUGAUGCAAAAUGACUAACUGGUUCCCUUCAUUUCUUUUCUUAUUCAUUUUUUAGCCAUUUAGGUUUCCUUUAUGGUGGAAUUUCAGGUUACAAAGAAAUGAAUCUAUCAUUUAAAAAUAAUCAUUGAAUUUAUGCCAUUCAGAGACGAGUAACUGGCCAUUUUCAAGGCUGUUUUAAGGUUUCUAUAAUAAAACAAUACAAAAGAGAGGGAUCUUUAAUUUAUCCACUGUAAUAGCUUAGUCUAGUAAAAUACAGUAAAAAAAUAAAAUCUACGAAAAAUCUGAAACUAGUUUAGCCCCUAUAAUACCAAAAUAGAUGUAGAGACAGGAAAGAGGAAAUUAUAGUAAUAAUAUCUUUCUUGAGCAUGUGAAAGUUUUCGAAAGAUAGUAGUACAAAUUCCCUCAUCUAUCUCAUUGCCACAACCUCAAACUAAGGUGUAGCCUGAGAAAAUCUUGAUAUAGUUUGGCUGUGUCCCCACCCAAAAUUUCACCUUGAAUUGUAAUCCCCACAAUCCCCACGUCAAGGGUGGGACCAGGUGGAGUUAAUCGGAUCAUGGGGGUGGUUUCCCCUGUGCUGUUCUCAUCAAAGUGAGUGAGUCUCAUGAGAUCUGAUGGUUUUAUAAGCAUCUGGCAUUUCCCCUGAUUGCACUCACUCCAACUUGCUGCCCUGUGACAAAGGUGACUGCUUCUCCUUUACCUUCUGCCAUGACUGUAAGUUUCCUGAGCCC